AUGACACAUUUCGGCAGUGGCAGGAACUGGAUGAUUGAAGGAAUUACGCUACGAUGUGGUAGACACGCAAAACAGGUCGUCUCAGUGUAAGGUAUGCGCCUCUGAUGUGCAUAAAAUACAAUCUGUCGUUCUUGACCGCUAGGCUAAAAGCAAGUCGUAACUAGGACUCGACAGUUCUAGCUACUCAGAGGCUACUUAUGGGGCUGUUUCUGUAAGACACUCAGUCUGCUUCGGGAAGCAGAGGGUCAUGUGCCAGGCUGCUUUGAUGGGAAAUGGAACCUCGGGGCUCCCUGCAUUGCGCACCGCUCGAAUUUCAAAUCCGUGGUGCAUGCGCGUCUCGAUACGUGCACUCAAAAACUACAAAACACGAAAAGGGUUCACGAGGGAGGCUCAAUACAGGAGUUGGAUCUGGCUAGGCUAAACAAGGCCAAGUCGCCUGCCACUUAG
This is a messenger RNA of Microbotryum saponariae, 447 nucleotides long. Lineage: Eukaryota; Fungi; Basidiomycota; Microbotryomycetes; Microbotryales; Microbotryaceae. The record is from the annotation of a GenBank genome assembly.